Molecule: messenger RNA, 2035 nt
Organism: Caenorhabditis elegans
Lineage: Eukaryota; Metazoa; Nematoda; Chromadorea; Rhabditida; Rhabditidae
Gene: sdha-2
Product: Succinate dehydrogenase [ubiquinone] flavoprotein subunit, mitochondrial
Exons: 7
Coding region: 5-1927 (640 amino acids)
Biological process (GO): electron transport chain; tricarboxylic acid cycle
Cellular component (GO): mitochondrial inner membrane
Molecular function (GO): oxidoreductase activity; flavin adenine dinucleotide binding; oxidoreductase activity, acting on the CH-CH group of donors
Source: RefSeq, marked reviewed
CAAGAUGCUUAAUGUCGUAAAGUCGAUAAACCGUGCGAAAACACCUGUUCGCACUUAUAUGAAAAAACAAGUGAGCGCAACCACCAAUUUUGAUGUCGUUGAUCACACUUUUGACGCGGUUGUUGUGGGAGCAGGAGGAGCCGGUUUGAGAGCUGCGAUGGGACUCUCCGAAGGUGGAAUGAAAACUGCCGUCAUUACGAAGCUUUUCCCCACAAGAUCGCACACAGUCGCGGCUCAAGGAGGUGUGAACGCCGCUUUGGGAAAUAUGAAUCCAGAUAACUGGCGCUGGCACUUCUACGACACUGUAAAAGGGUCCGAUUGGCUUGGAGAUCAAGACGCGAUUCACUAUAUGACUCGAGAAGCCGAAAGAGCUAUUAUUGAACUUGAAAAUUACGGAAUGCCUUUCUCGCGUACAACAGACGGAAAAAUUUAUCAACGGGCUUUUGGAGGUCAAUCUAAUGAUUUCGGUCGUGGAGGACAGGCUCACCGUACUUGCUGUGUGGCCGAUAGAACUGGACACUCACUUCUUCAUACCCUCUACGGUGCAUCUCUUCAAUACGACUGUAAUUAUUUUGUCGAGUAUUUCGCUUUGGAUUUGAUUAUGGAUAAGGGAAAAUGCAUUGGCGUCGUUGCACUGGACAUUGAAACUGGACAGAUUCAUCGUUUCCGCGCAAAGAACACUGUCCUCGCCACCGGAGGCUAUGGAAGAGCUUACUUCUCGUGUACAUCUGCUCACACUUGUACUGGUGAUGGAACCGCUCUUACCGCUCGUGCAGGUAUUCGUAAUUCUGAUAUGGAGUUUGUUCAAUUCCAUCCAACUGGAAUCUACGGAGUUGGAUGUUUGAUCACCGAAGGAUCACGAGGAGAGGGUGGAUAUUUGGUCAAUUCGCAAGGAGAACGAUUUAUGGAAAGAUAUGCACCGAAUGCCAAGGAUUUAGCGUCAAGAGAUGUUGUUUCAAGAGCCAUGACUAUGGAAAUUAAUGAAGGAAGAGGAGUCGGACCAAACAAAGAUCAUAUUUACCUUCAAUUGCAUCAUCUUCCAGCUGAACAGCUUCAACAACGAUUGCCAGGAAUCUCGGAAACCGCUCAAAUCUUUGCUGGUGUGGAUGUAACCAAAGAGCCGAUUCCAGUCAUUCCAACUGUUCACUACAACAUGGGAGGAGUUCCUACGAAUUACAAGGGACAAGUUCUCGAUUUCACACCUGAAGGAGGAGAUAAAGUGAUUCCAGGACUCUAUGCCGCUGGUGAAUGUGCAGCACAUUCAGUUCAUGGAGCAAAUCGUCUCGGAGCAAAUUCCCUUCUAGAUUUGGUUAUCUUUGGAAGAUCUUGCGCUCUCACUAUCCUUAAUGAGAACAAACCAGGAGAUUCAAUCCCGGAGCUUCCGGUAAAUUGUGAAGAGAAAUCGUGUGACAAUUUGAACGGACUUUUGCACUCAAAAGGAGAUAUUUCAUCUAUCGAAUUAAGACAAAAGAUGCAAAUGACAAUGCAGAAACAUGCUGCUGUUUUCAGACGGGGCGAUCUUUUGAAGGAAGGAGUCGAUAAAAUGUCCUCCAUCUACAAAGAGCAACAAAAUUUGAAGGCGUGUGCCGACUCUGGAAAAGUAUGGAAUUCGGAGCUUGUCGAAACUCUCGAGCUUCAGAAUUUGCUUAUCAACGCCAAUCAAACCAUCGUCGCCGCCGAAAAUCGCACUGAAUCUCGUGGAGCCCACGCUCGUGAUGAUUUCCAAGAAAGAAUUGACGAAUAUGACUACAGCAAUCCACUUGAGGGACAGCAGAAAAAACCGUUUGAUCAGCACUGGCGCAAGCAUUCCAUCAUCGGUAUCGAUACGAAAACUGGAGCUGUUGAUUUGACAUACCGCCCAGUUAUCGACAAAACUCUCGAUAAAUCUGAAACCGACUGGGUUCCACCAAAGGUCCGAUCGUAUUAAUUCGUUGUUUUGUUCUUCUUUGUUCACAUAAUUGUGUUCGAGCUGUAUGUUUUUUUCUUUUGUGUGAAAUUUAUUUGUUUCCUGAUUAGAAUAAAGUUUAUUGAAUUU